UCGAACUAGGUCGGGAAGUCAGCAGAUCCUGCGGGAUCCUGCGAUUCUUUGUCGGCGACCCGAAUUUUUUCGGCCUUCGCGGCGUCCGUGAUGGAUGGCUUUUACCGCGAUCUCUACGAAAGUUACCCCCAAAAGUGCGCCUUUAAGCGAGAAACCGGAACGCGCGCGAACUACGUUACGAACAAUGACGUUUUGAAGAAGGAACGGGAAAGUGACAGCGAAGAUUCGACCAAAAAUUCCAGAUCGAAAAUUGACACCGGCUACGUCAGCGCCGAAAGUUCCAUCGACAGCGACGACGAAAAAGAACCAAGCCACGUCCUCGAACCCCAACAUACAGGAUGUGCGUUGAACGGGCCGCGUAAAUGUCUGGCGUGGGCCUGCAAGGCGUGCAAGAAGAAGACCGUCGCGAUAGACAGGCGGAAAGCGGCCACUUUGAGGGAAAGAAGAAGACUCAGGAAAGUAAACGAGGCAUUCGAACUUCUGAAGCGAAGAACUUGCAACAAUCCGGGUCAAAGGUUGCCCAAAGUGGAGAUACUGCGGAGCGCGAUAGAAUAUAUCGAGUACUUGGAGGAGAUAUUGCAAGGCUCGAAGGCGACGUACCACAGCGGCACUACGGCGAGGUUGAACUCUGGGACCAGCGACUGUGGGAACUUGUCCGCCAGCCAGUAUAUCUGUGAUCGACUGCAUGAAAUCGGCGAGUCCAAAUAUUCACCCCAUCACGUAUGGAUGGACGAAGCCAGAACGUUAUAGACGACGUCAAGAUCUGGACCCGGCCUGUUCGAAACAUAGCGGGCCGGUCGGCUAUGGCUUUCACGGGCCGCAUCGUCGUCCCCCGUGUUUUGAAAAUGGCCCGUCACUUAAGGAACGAUAUUUAUGGUGUUUAUGAAAACCGAUUACUCGGGAUAUUUUGACAGCGAUAUGCC
Messenger RNA from Cylas formicarius (sweet potato weevil), 923 nucleotides. RefSeq names its product transcription factor SUM-1 (gene nau). Bases 91 to 750 code for a protein of 219 amino acids. Gene Ontology annotation, molecular function: RNA polymerase II cis-regulatory region sequence-specific DNA binding; protein dimerization activity; DNA-binding transcription factor activity, RNA polymerase II-specific. Lineage: Eukaryota; Metazoa; Arthropoda; Insecta; Coleoptera; Brentidae. Gene Ontology annotation, biological process: regulation of transcription by RNA polymerase II; positive regulation of myoblast differentiation; muscle organ development. The record is from RefSeq and is a predicted model, not a curated record. The transcript is spliced from 6 exons.